AUGUUUCUUUUUCAGAACAAGCAGCCUGAUUAUUCUUGCAGUUACAUCAUUUUAAAGACGGACGGAGAAUUCGAGGGACAUGGUUUCACUUUCACCGUUGGACGGGGAAAUGAAAUAGUCUGUUGUGCUGUUAAGUCUCUCAGUAAACUUGUUGUUGGUACCAAAAUCAAAGAUAUUUACAAAGACUUUGGAAUGUUCUGGAGACAAUUGACCAGUGACGACCAAAUGCGAUGGAUUGGUCCUGAAAAAGGUGUGAUUCACUUGGCAACUGCUGCCAUUGUUAAUGCUCUGUGGGACUUGUGGGCCAAAAUUGAAGGAAAGCCUUUAUGGAAACUUUUGGUUGAUAUGGAUCCACAGCAACUUGUCUCUGUUAUCGAUUUUAGAUAUAUAAAAGAUGUCUUAACACCAGAGGAAGCUGUUGAACUCCUUCAAAAGAUGAAGAAAGGAAAAGAAGAAAGAGAAUCCCAUCUUUUAAAGGAAGGUUACCCAGCCUACACUACUUCCUGUGGAUGGCUGGGAUAUCCAGAUGACAAGAUCCGUCAGCUUUGUAGAGAAGCACUUGCUGAAGGAUUCACACAAUUUAAAGCCAAGGUCGGAUCUAACUUGGAAGACGACAAAAGAAGAUGUCAGAUUAUCCGUGAACAGAUUGGGUUUAACAACGUUUUGAUGGUUGAUGCCAAUCAAAAAUGGGAAGUACAAGAAGCAAUUGAUUGGAUGAAAGAAUUGGCCGAAUACAAACCUCUGUGGAUUGAAGAACCAACAAGUCCUGAUGACAUCGCUGGACAUGCUCUUAUUGGUCAAAAUCUCAGACCACUGAAGAUUGGAAUAGCCACUGGAGAACAAUGUCAGAAUCGAAUCAUGUUCAAACAAUUCUUACAAGGAAAGGCCAUGGAUUUCUGUCAAAUAGACAGUUGUCGUCUUGGAGGAGUAAAUGAAAACCUUGCAGUCAUUUUAAUGGCAGCAAAAUUCAAAAUUCCUGUAUGUCCGCAUGCUGGUGGUGUUGGUCUGUGUGAGUUGGUACAACAUCUUUCAAUGUUUGAUUAUAUUUGUGUCUCGGGAAAACUCAGAGUUAUAGAAUAUGUGAAUCAUUUACACGAGCAUUUCUUGGAUCCUGUUCAAAUAAGGAAUGGAUGCUACCAAGUUCCAUUAGAACCAGGAUACAGUUCUGAAAUGAAGGCGUCUUCACUCGAAGAAUUUGAAUACCCCAAUGGAAGUGAAUGGCAAAAACUCUCAGCAGAUGGAACCAUUACAUCAUGAACAAAUUUAUUUUCAAGUCAGCAGGGUGGGUGAUGUCUUACUGCAGAGCUACUUGACCUGCUAGAAAGAGCAGCUAGAUGUUCCUUAAAUCACAUUUUGUCAUCUUGAAGAGAAAAACUACACACUAUUGGACAUGUUUCCCAUUUUUUUUUUUGCAGAAAGACUUUUGAAAAAUCUUUGAUCCUAAGCCUAACCAGGGGCUAAACAAGAACAAUGAUAAUAGCAAUUGCUUUUAACUUUUGUAUUUAGGAAGAAAGAAAUACAGAAAUAAGAGAGAAGUUU
This is a messenger RNA of Octopus bimaculoides (California two-spot octopus), 1539 nucleotides long. RefSeq names its product mitochondrial enolase superfamily member 1-like. Gene Ontology annotation, molecular function: magnesium ion binding; L-fuconate dehydratase activity. The record is from RefSeq and is a predicted model, not a curated record. NCBI's taxonomy places the organism in Eukaryota, Metazoa, Mollusca, Cephalopoda, Octopoda, Octopodidae. Gene Ontology annotation, biological process: amino acid catabolic process; carbohydrate catabolic process.